Triplophysa dalaica is the source of this 2104-nucleotide messenger RNA. It is a transcript of the gene zp3d.1, whose product is annotated as zona pellucida glycoprotein 3d tandem duplicate 1. NCBI's taxonomy places the organism in Eukaryota, Metazoa, Chordata, Actinopteri, Cypriniformes, Nemacheilidae. The transcript is spliced from 9 exons. The record is from RefSeq and is a predicted model, not a curated record. Gene Ontology annotation, cellular component: extracellular matrix. Gene Ontology annotation, biological process: positive regulation of acrosome reaction; egg coat formation; binding of sperm to zona pellucida. Bases 34 to 1896 code for a protein of 620 amino acids. Gene Ontology annotation, molecular function: acrosin binding.
UCCUCUCACGGCGACUUUGUUUUUCUCUGCGUUAUGAUGGGACGUGUUUGUUGUCUUUUGUGCUUGUUAGCCUUACUCUACAUUUGCAAAACCUGCAUGGCUGAUAUUUUUGAAGGUCACCAAAAAUAUAGCCACUUAGUAUCCUCGGAGCAGGAGCAAAAAGCCUUUCCCGUGCACCCCAUGUCAGGGGCACUAAGGCCGUGGACAAGAGACGGGGAAUUUCCAAAACCUCCUCCGGUUAUGCGUCCUUAUCACGUUUUCCCGAUGUUUCAACAUGUCCCGGUUCCUCUAGUUGACAUGGAGCUGUUCAGACCUAUGUCCGGGAGAAGACGCUUGCCGAAUAUUUUGAGUGGGGUUCUUAAUCCUCAGGUGAACCCUCAGCGCAUCCAGGUGUCUCCCGUGCGCAAUACUCAUGGCGUUGAGGUCUGGUGUGGCUACAGUAAGGUUUCGGUGCGUGUGAAUAAGAUGGUUCUGGGCUUCAGGAGUUCACCGUCUUAUUUUUAUCUGGGAACGUGUUCUGCCUCGCGCUCCAAGAAAGAUUUAAUCUAUUUUCAUUACGACCUGAACGAGUGCGGUAGCUCUUUAACGAUGAUGAAUGGCCAGAUCAUAUAUUCCAACACCUUAAAAUAUAUGCCAGAGUCUCAAGGGACAGUAAUAAGAGCAGUGCCUCUUACAUUAAACAUACAGUGCCUUUACAACAGAUUCCAUUAUUCUUACAAAAUGGGCUUCCUACCCGUGAUACGGGAACGCAUGUUUCACAAGUCUUUAGAAAGGAGGGCCAAAUUGACCAUAUCUGUGUGUAAUGAACGCUGGGAAAACCUCGGGGAGAAUGAAACUUUUAUGCUUGGGGAGCCCAUGUAUUUUGAAGUGUCUGCUUCUCAUGUAUCUAAGAGUGUGAGGAUUUUCGUUGACUCCUGUUAUGCGGCAUCUUCCAAAGACCCAAACUCAACUCCAGAACACAGCAUUAUUCACAAUUACGGGUGUAUGGAGGACAGCAGAAGACAUGGAAGUUUGUCCCGCUUCCUCGAAAGACAGUCAAACUUUAUAAGGUUUUCAGUCGAUGCCUUUUUACUCCCCCAAGUUACAGGCAAGCACUUUUACCUGCAUUGCAAAGUAUCAGUUCACAGUACCACUGCCAGUCCCUCAGCCAAAUCUUGUACCUAUAACAGUAUUAAGAAAAGAUGGGAAGAACUCAACACUGAUGUAUCUGUUUGUGCUUGUUGUGAAGUCAAAUGUGAAGUUGAAACUAAAUCCUCUUUGUCCCUUGUGACGCAAUCUCUGAUCACAAGUAAAUCUUGGGUUUUGAACAAAACCGAAUCCUCAUUUACUCAGCAUAAGGAAGGAUGGGUCAGUACUCAUGAUGUUCCAGAAGAAGAAUUCAAUGAAGAAGAGAAGGAGAAUUGCACAGAGAAGAUUGUAACUAAAACGGAAGAACAAAGGGAAACUUCAGCGAAAAACAAAGACAUGCGAGUGAAUGAUGCAGAGGAAGAAAUUGAAGUGAUUUCAGGUACAGAGGCAACGUUAACAGAGUUUCAGGAGGAAGUUGCUGUUCGUUCUGGAAAAGUGAUGUUUUUAGAGGACCAAAUGGAAAAGAGUGUCGAUAUGGAUGUGGAGAUUGUCCAGAGCACGAUUAAAACUGACACUCUGGUAAAGUCUAUCGUUCAGUCUUUAAAAGAAUCAUUGGAUGAUGCUCAUGAUGAUAAAAAAUCCAACAUAAGUCUGCAAGAGAAGAUUUUCAGAAAAGAAAUGCAGCCUGACGAUUUAGAGAAGAACAUGGAUGUACAAAACACAACACAGUCUGCAAUAAUGAUUGAGGAAGAUAUGUUUAUAAAUGCCAAACAAGAACCAAAGGAGUGGAGUAAAGAUGAACAAGAUCAAACAAGAAUGAAAUACUAGAAUACUGAGGGGUCAUUGAAAUGCAGUAUAAAAUGUCUCUAAGAACCCUUGAUUGGCAGUUCUUCUCAAUUUCACAUGUGGGGCAGGAAAUCUCAGCAACAUUCUGAAAGUUGUGGGGCCAUAAACAUGUGGGGUCAUGUUUAUGGCUUUAACCUAAUUCACAAACUUGUGCAUAAUGACAUUCUUGAAAUAAAACAAUAUUUUAUGA